GACAGUUGAGUGCAGGUUAUAGACGCAUUUUACGUCGAAAUAAGUUUGAUUAAAUGGAAAUCAGUAUAAAAUUCAUCAUCGCUUAAAUAUUUUCUUUGUAAAAAAUUACAACUAAUCGAUUAGUUAAAGAGGAAAGUAGAGAUUUUGAUUGUGCAAAGGAAAUAGUUCGUAAAUUUUUUGUGGAUGUCGAUUAUCUUUACUUUCACGUGAGGUUUUUUUAUCGCAGUGUUUAGUACAGAAUUCAGCGAAAGAGAGCAUUAAGGAUUUGUUUUCAAUUUGCAUAGCUUUGUUAAAUGUUUACCUUGCCACCUACCGGAGGUGUUUUAUGCUCGUGUCCUGAUAAAGUGUUAAAUCAAUAUUGUAAUUGGGUAUCUAUGUGCUGCUGUCAAAUGAGUGUGCAUUACAAGUGUACAUGCUGACCCAUGAACUCUUGAUGGAUACAAAUUGCUUUUACAGUGUUUGGAAUUAUUUUGAAGAUUUAUAAUAUUCAUACACAAUGGGCAAGUUUGGCAGCAAGAAAUGCCGGCUGCUGUCCAUGCUGUGGUUGACGGGGACAUUCUUCUUUGUGGAGCUUAUCGUGGGAUAUGUGACAAACUCAAUGGCACUUGUAGCAGAUUCAUUUCAUAUGUUGAGUGAUGUUGCCGCACUUGUUAUUGCAUUCUUGUCUAUUAAAAUGUCACCAAAGAAAUGGUCAAAGAAUACAUUUGGAUGGGCUCGCGCGGAGGUGCUUGGUGCGCUAGUGAAUGCUGUUUUCCUGGUUGCUCUGUGCUUCAGCAUCACGGUGGAAGCGAUGCAAAGAUUCAUCAAGAUAGAGAUCAUACACGAUGCGAAACUUCUAGUUGCUGUUGGAGUGAUGGGCCUGAUACUGAAUAUUGUUGGAUUGUUCUUAUUCCAUGAGCACGGUAGCAGUCACGGGCACACGCACGGCGGCGUGCCUCCGCCAUCCAACGUGCGCCAUCUCACGGAGAUAGUGAACAGCAACGCUGACAUGGCGUUGGGCCACACCGCCGCCGGCGCCGGCGCUGAGGAGACAGACGAGAUGGUGCCGCCGGGCGCCAAGCUGGCCAGCAAGCCAGCAGGCCGCGGCCCUAGCGACCCCGGACAUCUUAACAUGAAAGGCGUCUUCCUCCAUGUUCUAUCUGAUGCAUUGGGCUCCAUAAUAGUGGUGGGCUCAGCACUGGUUGUGUGGCUGACGGAGUGGCCCUACAAAUAUUACAUCGACCCCGCGCUCAGUAUAGUUCUAGUCAUCUUGAUACUUGCUUCAGUUUGGCCACUGUUAAGGGAAUCUGCACUAAUUCUGCUGCAGACCGUACCUACACAUAUACAGGUGGACGCGAUACAGCGCCGCUUGUUGGAGAAAGUGGAUGGAGUUUUGGCGGUACACGAGUUCCAUGUUUGGCAGUUGGCUGGUGAUAGGAUUAUAGCCAGUGCUCAUAUAAGAUGUAGGAAUCUAUCUGAAUAUAUGAAGAUAGCUGAGAAGGUGAAGGAAUUCUUCCACAACGAGGGCAUUCACUCCACGACCAUACAGCCGGAGUUCAUUGAGCUGCCGCUAGAUGGCACUGAGAUGGUGAGCGGAGUGUCAGCGGCGGACCCCUGCGCGCUGCACUGCCCCCCUAACGACCUCUGCCACAACGCCACGUGCUGCGGACCUAACCAGCAGGAGCGCAGUACGCCGUCGCCCGCAGUGACGCCCUACCUGUGUCGUCAGCGGACUAUGGGCUCGCGCGCGGAGUCCGCGACCUCCGUGGGCCCCGCACAGGCAGCCAGGAAUCUAGACGCCCUGGAAUGUGGGUACGUAUCCGACUUGAAGGACCAUUUCAUUCGUCUAUACUAG
Messenger RNA from Papilio polytes (common Mormon), 1834 nucleotides. It is a transcript of the gene ZnT63C, whose product is annotated as zinc transporter 1. The record is from RefSeq and is a predicted model, not a curated record. Gene Ontology annotation, biological process: detoxification of zinc ion; zinc ion transmembrane transport; intracellular zinc ion homeostasis. The transcript has 9 exons. The coding region runs from base 497 to 1834 and encodes 445 amino acids. Gene Ontology annotation, cellular component: membrane. Lineage: Eukaryota; Metazoa; Arthropoda; Insecta; Lepidoptera; Papilionidae. Gene Ontology annotation, molecular function: zinc ion transmembrane transporter activity.